This is a messenger RNA of Halteromyces radiatus, 912 nucleotides long. RefSeq lists its product as uncharacterized. Gene Ontology annotation, molecular function: nickel cation binding. The coding region runs from base 36 to 770 and encodes 244 amino acids. The record is from RefSeq and is a predicted model, not a curated record. The transcript has 2 exons. Lineage: Eukaryota; Fungi; Mucoromycota; Mucoromycetes; Mucorales; Cunninghamellaceae.
CUUUUCUUUCAUUCAUUCUUUCUAUAUUCCAUUUGAUGCAAAGUCAACUUCCUUUUGUAUCCAAUGAAACAAGUAGCUGGCUACUUUAUAUUCUUACAGAUUCAGCAUUACCCACUGGUGGAUUUGUAGCGUCGUCUGGUUUGGAGGCGACUUUUCAAGCUGGUUUGCUAACAAGAGACUCUCUACCUGGUUUUGUUACAUCUUCUGCUCAUUCUUAUUCAAGUCAAACACUCUGUUUUGUGAAGGCUGGGUAUGAGGCUCCUCAACAAGAAGAUCCAAUGGCAGCUUUGGAUGAAGGUGAUGAUACUUGUGAAGCGGUGAUGAUAGCCAAUGCUGUAGCCCGUCGUGCAUCCUUAGCUCAAGGUGUUGCUAUGUUGACGUUGUAUCUUAAAUGUUUUACUGACACUCGACCUCAAAAGGAAAUAGAUCUUGUUAAGAAAUGGAAGUUACGGAUUAGAGCUGGUACUACUUUUGGUCAUUUUCCUAUUUGUUUUGGAUUGAUCUGUCGAUUAUUAGAUGUGGAUCUAGAAAAUACGUUACACUUAUGGCUAUAUUUGUUUACUAGGACUCUUUAUUCAUCAGCAGUACGACUUAAUCUGGUUGGACCUUAUGAAGCACAAAAACUAUUAUUCGAAUCCAGGGCAUCAGUGGAAGAUAUUAUUCAGCAAACCAAUCAUUUGACAAUGGAUGAUUGCUGCCAAACCAAUCCUUUGCUUGAUGUUUGCCAAGGCAUGCAUGAUCGUUUAUAUUCUCGAUUAUUCAAUAGUUAGAUUUUGGGUUCUUAUCUUCAUAUUAGUUUAUCUUUUCUGUAUAUACAUACACUCUUUUUUUUCAUGUACACUUUUUUAUUUUUUAUUUUUACUAUAUUUUACUUUUGUUUUGUAAAUAAACAACUUGAUGAUACUCUUUAAA